GCCAGUCUGGUGCCAGCCUCCACCCUGGUGACAAAGGUUGUCCCUUCUACCCAGGCGGCCAAAGUGACUAGUGGCCCAAAAAUGACAGCAGCGCAGCAAAGGGCCCCCCUGAAAGCGUCAGCCAUCCAGCUACCGGCAAACUUCCAGAUCCCCCCCGGUACUGUCCUUUUGAAGAGCAGCAAUGGGCAGCUUAUGCUGGUCUCCCAACAAGCUUUGGCAAGAGCUCAGGCCCAGAAUCCAGGAAACCAGCUGGUAUCGAGCCUGGCAAGCAGCAAUGGGAAAGCUGUUCCUCUGUCUGCAUCCUUGACUCCUGUGUCCUCAACAGUAACUUUUCAGAGGAGCCCUAAUCAAAUACAAUCUACUGGCACUCCAAGUGGAACCGUCAAAGUUUCCUCAUCUGUUGCUUCUAAAGCAAAUACCUCGGUUCCCAGUUCUACAUUUCUUAGGAUUUGCACCACUCCACAAACUGUAUCUAAUAGCCAAGGAACCUCUACAGUAAUAAUUAGAGCCUCUGCCCCUUCUCCUGUAACCAUUUCAUGCACUUCACCUGCUGCCACCACGACCACUCCGUCCACUGUGGGUGUGACUGGCACUUCUGCUCUGGCACUUAAUUCUAGCACUGUUGCGGUUUUACCUAUUAGAACAUCAGUAUCUCCAGUUACACCCAUUGCUGUGAAUUCUUGUAGUUCAGUUGUGAUGCCAACUGCAACUGUAUGUCCUUCCCAAAUGCCAGCACCUACUGCCCCCUCUGCUAAACAAGCAACAGCAAACCUAGUUAAAACCUUUACCCCAUCAAGUGGACCUCCAAGUGUUACUGGUGGCCCCACUAUCAAGAUAGCAGGCUGUAAUAUUUGCAGUGCACCUACUCCAGUUGGGUCAACAAUUAUAGUAUCCAGCAUGUCCCCGUCUGUGAAGGAAACCAACCGACCUGUGCAAAUACAAGCAAGCAUUCCAUCUGUCCACUCAAAUGUGAAUAUUUGCAAAGCUGAGCCUCUGAAGAAAACGCAAGUUGCACAGCCUCCAAAUACCACAGAAGUCCUGGAUAACGUAAAGAAGUGCAAGAAUUUUCUGGCAACGUUAAUCAAACUGGCAUCAAGUGGACCUCAGUCACCAACCAUGGGGCAAAAUGUCAAAAACCUGGUGAAAAACUUGCUGGAUUCAAAACUUGAACCAGAAGAAUUUACUACAAAACUAUACAAGGAGCUGAAGUCCUCGCCACAGCCGUAUCUCGUGCCUUUUCUCAAGAAAAGUCUUCCUUCACUGCGCCGUCUGAUGCCAAAUUCCCAAGAAUUUAUCUUGCAGUGUGGACAACAGAACCCUAUGCCAGUGACGACUGCAACAAAUUCAAUCACUUUUGUUAAGAUUACACCGUCCUCUGCCACACAGACCGUAAAACCAGUUGGCUCCACAGCACAUGGCACUGUGCAAGUCCACCAGGCUACUUGUGCUUUGCCCCAGCCUCUCGGUACAUUGAAACCUAUGAACAUUAAACAGAUGGUAGUUCAGCAGCCAAGCAGUGGGCUUGUGAAGCAAGUGACCACGCUGCCCUCAAACUCUGCACUUAGCAAGCCUGGAGAAAAACGCCUCCCCGUGAACACCCUAAUACAAACGGGUCACCUGCCACCAGCGUCAGUUGUGAAACAGAUCACCGUUCCAGGGAAUAAAGUUAUAUCCCUACAAGCAUCUACUCUUCCCAUGAAGGAGAAUAACUCUGCAUGCUUCAGGGAAGAAGAUGAUAUAAAUGAUGUGACAUCUAUGGCCGGUGUUAAUCUGAAUGAAGAAAAUGCCUGUAUAUUGGCAACAAACUCAGAACUAGUUGGUGCAGUGAUUCGAUCUUGCAAAGAUGAACCAUUUUUAUUUACAUCUGCUCUUCAAACCCGAAUCUUGGACAUAGGUAAAAGGCAUGACAUUAAGGAACUUAACUCUGAUGUUAUGAACUUGGUCUCCCAUGCGACGCAGGAAAGAUUACGAGGGCUCAUUGAAAAACUGACGGUGGCGGCACAGCACAGAUCCACCAACUGCAAGCAAAGUGAUCGCCAUGUCCAGUCUAGUGAUGUCCGAGCACAGCUCAAGUUUCUUGAACAACUCGAACAUCUUGAGAAACAACGCAAGACUGAAGAAGAGCGAGAAAUGCUUCUUCGGGCUGCUAAGAGCCGGGCAAAUAAAGAAGAUCCAGAGCAACUGAAAUUAAAGCAAAAAGCCAAAGAGAUGCAGCAGCUGGAACUGGAGCAAAUACAAUACAGAGAGGCGAAUCUUGCAGCACUGGCCGCUAUUGGACCAAGAAGAAAAAGACCCCUGGAUACAAGCUUACAAAAUGUAAUGGAGGGAUUUCACACAUCUGGUUCUUCAGUUUUCGGUGUACCCAAAUCAAUAUUUGUUCCAAGAAUAACUCGGGUUAGUCUCAGGGAUUUAAUAUUCUGUAUGGAACAAGAACGGACAACCAAGCAUUCCAUGUCGCUGUACCGUGCCCUUCUCAAGUGAACUUCAGUGAUUCAUUGCCAAAGAAAUUCUGUUCUUUUUAGUGCACUUUUCUCAUAGAAACCAUAUUGUCUCCAGGAGGUUAUUUUUCUUUACAGGAUAUUUUUAUACCAAUUACGGUAAACACAGUAGAGCUGUGGAUUUGUGUUCUUCUGCCAGUGUAGCUCUAGCUUUAGGAAUCUUGCUUGUAUGAUAUCUUUUUAUAUCUGCGGCAGUUUGCACACAGUAGUGCCUUCAUUUGUGGGUAUAUUCUUAAAGGGAAUGGCCAGACAUUUACAUAAAAUAGGCUCUACGUUGUGUAAAAUAAGGGAUUUCUUGCCCUUCCGAUCCUCUGCCGCUCCCAUUCAGAUUUUUCUUUGCUUCCAUCUCAACCAGCAAGAAAUGACUGCCCAGCUCAUCACUUUAGUGAUUACAGCGAUUUGAGUAAGUUUGUUUCCAAAGCUGUUGGGCUACAGCCUGACAAUGUAGCUGGGCACCAAUGGCCAUGCCAUUCCCACCCACGGCAGCCAGUGGCUGCACAAUUUUGCGGUAAGAUUCAGCCCAGCUUGGCCAAGCCUCUUAUAAAGACAGUAAAUGAGAGAGUAGUGAGCUGGUAAAAUCCUGUUAGACUUGCCACGAAAUUGCUGAAGGAAUCAAAAUAGGGCUGUAUACUUUACACAGAAUGUUGUAUAUUUUAUUAUCAUAUGUCUUUAUACACUUAUUCGAUUGGUUAUUAUUUAAUUUACUACAUUGCCAUUUAAUGUUUUAUUUUUAAUAUUUGGUAUUUGUUCUAGGGCAAUAUUGCUUGUUUUUUUUUUUGUUAGGUGUACCUUCACCUUCUAUAGACCUUUUCAUACUUGGAGAUCUAAAUCUGUACUGUAUUGAAAUGGCAUAAUGCAUAGCACUUUAGUGGUUCCUCAGAGCCUUGUAAUACAUUUUUUUAUUUUAUUAGUUGAUAUAGGAAAUGGCAUGUCUAGAUGGUUGACAGUCU
Molecule: messenger RNA, 3448 nt
Organism: Bufo gargarizans (Asiatic toad)
Lineage: Eukaryota; Metazoa; Chordata; Amphibia; Anura; Bufonidae
Gene: TAF4B
Product: TATA-box binding protein associated factor 4b
Exons: 15
Coding region: 82-2481 (799 amino acids)
Biological process (GO): transcription initiation at RNA polymerase II promoter; DNA-templated transcription
Cellular component (GO): transcription factor TFIID complex
Molecular function (GO): protein heterodimerization activity; RNA polymerase II general transcription initiation factor activity; DNA binding
Source: RefSeq, a predicted model, not a curated record